Mauremys reevesii (Reeves's turtle) is the source of this 3589-nucleotide messenger RNA. It is a transcript of the gene S1PR4, whose product is annotated as sphingosine-1-phosphate receptor 4. The record is from RefSeq and is a predicted model, not a curated record. Gene Ontology annotation, biological process: G protein-coupled receptor signaling pathway. NCBI's taxonomy places the organism in Eukaryota, Metazoa, Chordata, Testudines, Geoemydidae. The coding region runs from base 480 to 1706 and encodes 408 amino acids. The transcript is spliced from 2 exons. Gene Ontology annotation, molecular function: sphingosine-1-phosphate receptor activity. Gene Ontology annotation, cellular component: membrane.
GGAGAUGCUGCUGUUCUUCCCCUGGAGUCUGGAGACCAGCUAACCCCGUCACCCCCCGGCAUGUCGUCAAGAGCUCCAGGAACAUGAGCACCAGGGGAGACCAGGGAGGCCGCUUCUGCCUUGUAGCUGAACUCAAAGGUGCCCUCGAUCGUUUCAAGCUUCCUCCACCCACCUCUCAGCUGUAUUGGGUGGGUCCAUCCUGCAAAAAAUGUGGUUAGUUUAAGGCGUGUUGCAACUUCCCCUUUUCUUUCUUCUGCGAGGUACAAGUGCCACUUACCCUGCACGAGCAGCCCUCACUGCUACCUCUGCCAGGGUCUCCUGCUGACAGACCAGUGCAGGAUCCAGGCUAGGCAGCAGAGCCUCCGGUCCCUCCCUGACAGAAUCCCGGCUCUGACCUCUGCUCCGUCGGCUGGCUUGUCUUUGUGCUUUCUCUAGCGCUGGGCUUUGCUCUUCCUCAGGGCUUGCCGGUUCCUCAGAAGAUGCUUGCUCCAGGGCUAAGCCGGUCAGUAGAUCCCUCUCUCCCUCCUCUCCUAACUGACAUCCCCGAGGCCAGGGUCAGCCUGCUGAACAGCGUGGACUCCUGUCUGCAGCUGGCAGCCAGGCAGAACAUCAACCUCAUCCUGCAGCACUACAAUUACACGGGGAAGCUGGGCCGACGGCGGCCCCAGGAGGACAGGAUGGGCCUCCUCAAGGUGGCCUUCAUCAUCGUUAGCUGCCUCAUCGUGGUGGAGAACCUGCUGGUGCUGAUCGCCAUCGUGAAGAGCCUGCGCGCCCGCCGGUGGGUCUACUCCUGCAUCGCCAGCAUCACGGUGAGCGACCUGCUGGCCGGGGUGGCCUAUAUCUGCAACCUCUGCCUGUCGGGCAGCAGGACCUUCCAGCUGACGCCGGAGCUGUGGUUCCUCCGGGAGGGCGUCCUCUUCAUCGCCCUGGCCGCCUCCACCUUCAGCCUGCUGGUGACGGCCGUCGAGCGCUACAGCACCAUGGUGAGACCCAUUGCCGAGAACGAGGCCAGCAAGACCUUACGCCUGCGCAGUCUCAUCGUCUCCUGCUGGGCCUUGGCCGUCCUCAUUGGGAUGCUGCCCCUGCUGGGCUGGAACUGCCUGUGCGACUUCCCCAGCUGCUCCACGCUCCUGCCCCUCUACUCCAAGAACUACGUCCUCUUCUGCGUGGUCAUGUUCAGUAUGAUCCUGCUGGGCAUCAUCGGCCUCUACGCCUCCAUCUACCACCUGGUCCGGGCCAGCUCCCAGCAGGCCAGCACCCGCCACAGCCGCACCCGGUCCCUGCGGCUGCUCAAGACCGUCCUGAUGAUCCUGGGGGCCUUCAUUCUCUGCUGGAGCCCGCUCUUCGCCUUGCUGCUCCUCGACGUCUUCUGCGAGUCCCAGGCCUGCAAGCCCCUGCAGGGCAUGGACUGGGCCCUGGCCCUGGCAUUGCUCAACUCAGCCAUCAACCCCCUCAUCUACUCCUUCCGCAGCCUGGAGGUGCGCCGGGCCGUGCUGCGCUUCCUCUGCUGCUGCUGCAUCCGCCUCGGGCUCCAUGGGCCCGGGGACUGCUUGCUCAUGGCCGAUAUCAACUCGGGAUCCUCGACUGAGAGCUCCCUGCGGACUCGCGAGAGCUUCCGCCGCUCCGUGGUGCUCAACCCCCGGGCUCGGCCUAGGGAGCCUCUCUCCAGCAACUCCAGCAUGAUGAGCAACCUUACCAGUAACUGAGGGGACGGCGGCAGGCUCCAGGAGGGGGCCUGCCCAUGGGGACUUGCCCUCAUGGCCGGGACUGGCUGUCAGGAGUAAGGUCUGGCAGCUGCUCCCGCUCGGGCUCCUGAUAGCCUCAUGGGAACAGGUGGCCCUGACUGACUGAAGAAGCUAGCAGGCUUGCUCUAAAGCCCAGAAGCAGCAGCAGAAAUUAUGCUGGCUGCUCAAAACAUUUCCCACGGCUUCUGCCCUGCCUGCCCUCCCUCCAUCCCUCCAGAUAACCUGGUUCUGACCCUCGGCUCUGAUUCCCGGCUGCUGAAUCUGAUUCCGAUCCUGGGCUUUGACUCCAGCUGUGACCCUUGGGUCUGGCCUCUGACGCCAGCUGCUCUAACCACUAGGCAUGGCCACCCAUACAUCCUGGUCCCUGACACUGGGCACUUGCUUUUAGAAGAGGGUGGGGGGGGCAUAAAAGAGAUGACUGCAGAGAACUGGAUGCCGGUGGAUCCGGUGCCGGAAGGAAUAUGACACCCCUAAGACUUGGGUUCAGCACAGCCUAAGGCUGAGCAGGGAAGUGAGCUCAGGGCUGCUGUAUGUGACUGAGGCAAAGUCAUUCCUCUUCCAAUGCGUGUGUCAGCAAGUACUGGCCGGGCUAUUGUUUCAGUGUGUCUGGGGUGUGCAUGGAGUUCUGGGCUGGACGCUGCGUCUGGGUGUAGGCUGUGCCCAUGGUUAUGGAGUGGGCACUGCUCCAGGCUCUAGUGCACAAUGUGCAGCCCCAGGGCGGAGGGGCAGCUUGCUUGCUCGCAGAUUGUGGCGAGCGGCGACUCUCCCUCCCUGCGAUGCAGCUGAUGAACCGUGGGCGUUCGACCCCUGGGGAGCGAAGCCAUCCAGCGAUUCCCAUCCCCAGCUCGCCAGGCCGAUGCAGCCCCACAGCGAGAGCCCGGCCGACCUGGCCGGGCGUUGGAAUGAAAUGGAUCAACCGCUUAGGUGCAGCCAGUGAAUCUGGGAGUGGGACAGCGUUAACCACCCCCAGUGGGGACAUAGCUGCAACCACUGGCCUGACUCCAUUCCUGCGGGCCAGGUGCUGUGCCGGGGCACACGGUGCAUGUGUCACAGCCCUGGCAGCAGUGGCUUACAGGCCUGCUGUGCCUCUGGCCCAUGGCAUAGGGUAGGUCUGCAAUUAGGGGCCUGACAGUGUUCCAGGCUGGAUGGGCUGCCCGCCAUGCUGAAUGGCACCGAUCCAGGGGGUGGGUGCAGCUGUCGCUUGACAGGUCCAGCUCGGGGGGUCGGGCACUCUUCCAGCACGUCGGCCAGCCUGGCACCCGCUCAGCUCUCCCUGUGGCGAAUGGCUAGCCCUGGUCAGGGCAAAGGAGCUGGCUCCGGCUGCGGAACUGCGCCGGCCGGGCAGGGCACUUACUCCCCGGGACUUCCAGGGGCUUUGGGUCGGGCCCUUAGGGAUGCGGCUCCAUUUCCCCUUCCUCUCCAACCUGGUAUGGAAGGGACAGCGAGCGCAACGCGGCAUCUUUCCAGGAACCAUUUGCAAACAGGGUUUUGCAACAGGCAACUUACACCAUUGCACCAAGGGUCCGGGGGUGUGUGCGUGUGAAUCUGUGCCCCAAACCCUGCCAUACAUUGUGUAGGGCGAGGAUUCCCAGGAAAGAGAGAGGCAUUUAUGGGCCCAAUCCUGAGGACUCUACUCAACGCCCCCCCCGAAGUCAAUGGGAAUUUGCCUGAAAGAAGCAAUACAAGAUUUGCUCAGGUAUGAAUUUAAUCUCCCAAUAGGCCAGUCCCCAACCUACAGAGGGGAAACUGAGGCCCCAGGGUCAAAGCUAGGGAUUGAACCCAGGAGUCCUGACUCCUACUCCCAGGCUUGAGCCUUAUAACAGUGAGGAAGCCUGAGAUUGCAU